UCCCUGUCCUUUGGCGCACACCAGUGUUUGGAGAUCUUUGAAAACACAAACCAAAACACCAGCCCCGAAGCCCCAACCCCUUGGCUAGCUCUUAUGGGAAUGAAACACUCCUCCCGCUGCCUGCUCCUAAGGAGGAAAAUGGCGGAGAACGCUGCCGACAGCACCGAGGUUUGCACCAUUCCAUCCCAGCCUCCACAGCCUACUGUUGUUCCAAAGCCAGUUCAAUCUGUCAUACAUGUUCCAUUGCAACCAAGCUGCCCGGGCCGAGGCAAGAUGGCAAAGCUCAUCAAUCCAGAAGAGAUGACAUCCAGGGAUUAUUACUUUGAUUCCUAUGCUCACUUUGGAAUUCAUGAGGAAAUGUUAAAAGAUGAAGUGCGCACAUUAACCUAUAGAAACUCAAUGUAUCACAAUAAACAUGUUUUUAAAGAUAAGAUUGUCCUCGAUGUUGGAAGCGGCACAGGAAUCCUCUCCAUGUUUGCUGCAAAGGCAGGAGCCAAGAAGGUAUAUGGGAUUGAAUGCUCAAGUAUAUCUGACUACUCAGAAAAAAUUAUCAAGGCCAACCACUUGGACAACAUAAUCACAAUAUUUAAAGGUAAAGUGGAAGAAGUUGAAUUACCUGUGGAUCAAGUAGACAUCAUCAUCAGCGAGUGGAUGGGUUACUGUCUGUUCUAUGAGUCAAUGUUAAACACAGUCAUCUUCGCACGAGACAAGUGGCUGAAACCUGGAGGGCUAAUGUUUCCAGACCGAGCUGCUUUGUACGUGGUAGCAAUUGAAGACAGACAGUACAAGGACUUCAAAAUUCACUGGUGGGAGAAUGUGUACGGCUUUGACAUGACCUGUAUUAGGGAUGUUGCCAUGAAGGAGCCCUUGGUGGACAUAGUAGAUCCAAAGCAAGUGGUGACCAAUGCCUGCUUAAUAAAGGAAGUAGAUAUUUAUACAGUGAAGACUGAAGAAUUGGAAUUUACUUCUGCAUUCUGCCUCCAAAUUCAGCGCAAUGAUUACAUUCAUGCCUUGGUCACCUAUUUUAAUAUUGAAUUUACAAAAUGCCACAAGAAGAUGGGAUUUUCUACAGCACCUGAUGCUCCUUAUACUCACUGGAAGCAAACUGUCUUCUAUUUGGAGGACUAUUUAACUGUGAGACGAGGAGAAGAAAUCUAUGGGACUAUAUCCAUGAAACCAAAUGCAAAAAAUGUGCGUGACCUGGAUUUCACAGUAGACUUGGAUUUUAAAGGACAGCUAUGUGAAAUGUCAGUAUCUAAUGACUACAAAAUGCGUUAGCAAGAAACCUUUCAGAGAGAUGAAAAGGAGAAUUUUAUCAAGUCUUGAACUGCUGAGCUUCAAGCUAGGAACAACUGUUCACAAGAUUAUUAUAUUAAGUUCUAGAAUGUUUACUCUGAUGGAGGGUGGUAACCUGAUCUUUCUUGCAGAUAGUACAGGGGGCUGGGAUCCCACUGUGAAUGUACAGUAUACAGAACUGUAGCUUUUGUUAAACAUAGAAAAAAAAUAAGCAACAGUCUUGAGUGUUCUGGUUAACUUUAGGAUGGCAAAAGAUGCAUAUACAAAUUGUAUUACUUACUGUGAAUUUCUGGUUCUUCCAAGCUUUGCAUGUUAAAGAUGAUUAGGGCAGUUCUCUCACUAUGAAAGACUACUACAGCACAUUACUGUGAUAGUAUUACUGGACUUAUAUUCAAUAUAAAUGAAUAUAUAUAUUGUACAUGAGGAAAAAAAUUCAUUUCAUAAUAGGAAUUUGUUUUGUGAUUAUUUAAUUCUCAUAAUGCAGUUAUGGAAAGAGGAUGAUGUUACCUUUGGCACUAAUCUAGGCAGUGAUAUAUUCCAUUAACUGUCCAAUGUUACAGCUGUGGUAAAUAUUCCAUGCAAAGUGUAGAUAAGAGCUGGGCAUUUACAGAAAGUUCAACAACUAUAUUUUUGAAUGUCCUCUGAAUAUGUGGACCAUUAGUUUUGAAAUUCACCUUCACAACUGGAUGUCUGUCAGAGCUUUAAAAAACAUUAGCUUUUUAUCCUUGAAAAUAUUCUGUGAUGA
Prinia subflava (tawny-flanked prinia) is the source of this 2041-nucleotide messenger RNA. RefSeq names its product protein arginine methyltransferase 8 (gene PRMT8). The record is from RefSeq and is a predicted model, not a curated record. The transcript is spliced from 10 exons. Gene Ontology annotation, cellular component: plasma membrane. Gene Ontology annotation, molecular function: protein-arginine N-methyltransferase activity. NCBI's taxonomy places the organism in Eukaryota, Metazoa, Chordata, Aves, Passeriformes, Cisticolidae. The coding region runs from base 94 to 1278 and encodes 394 amino acids. Gene Ontology annotation, biological process: peptidyl-arginine methylation.